Messenger RNA from Styela clava, 785 nucleotides. RefSeq lists its product as uncharacterized. The record is from RefSeq and is a predicted model, not a curated record. NCBI's taxonomy places the organism in Eukaryota, Metazoa, Chordata, Ascidiacea, Stolidobranchia, Styelidae.
UUAUUUCAUAGCAUAAUAAGAGAAAUGUCGCAGGUAGAAACAAAAGCCUGGGCAAAUGUUGGCAAAGCUGCUUAUGCCAAAUCAAAAGAUCAGAUCGACGAUGUUUACACAGAUUGGGCAAAAGUGUAUGACAACGACAUAGAUACGUUGGGAUAUCUUACCCCCGAAAAUUUGGUCAAAGAAAUGUUGAAAUACGUCAAUAACUCGCCGUCAACUCAGCUUUUAGAUAUUGGGGCAGGAACUGGAAGAUGUGGAGAACUCUUGAAAAAGCAUGGAUACAAAGGCAUCAUGGACGCAUUGGAAAUAAACGGGGCUAUGCUAGACGUUGCAAGAUCCAAAUCCAUAUAUAGGGGACAUUAUGAGAUUGGCGUUUUUCCUGACAAACCAAUUCCUCUUGAGUACGGCCUGUACGAUGGAGUAAUUUGUGCGGGAACAAUGUUGAGUGGCCACAUGGAACCUGAAUGUAUUGCGCCUUUAGUUCGCGCGUUGAAACCCGGUGGAUAUGCUGUGUGGAACACCCGACAAACAGAUCAUGAAAAAGAAUAUAGAGAUCGAUUGGGAAAGACAAUAGACGAACUUGUUAAAACGGGAGAAAUCGAAAGAAUCGAAGAAAAACUGAUGCAGCAUUAUGCAGCGGAUUUCCGGGAAGUUGGAGAUAAGCUGAUGGCAAUUGUUUAUGUUUAUCGCAAAUUAUGAUUCUUUCCCUUUACAAUUAGCCUAAAUUAUCCUCUAUAUGUAAACGCAUACAUACGUAAAUUAUUGAAAUAAACUAUUAUUUUAUUUUA